This is a messenger RNA of Nerophis lumbriciformis (worm pipefish), 1350 nucleotides long. The record is from RefSeq and is a predicted model, not a curated record. NCBI's taxonomy places the organism in Eukaryota, Metazoa, Chordata, Actinopteri, Syngnathiformes, Syngnathidae.
AUGGGAAUAUUCGUAUUCGGGAAUCUUGUGACUGCAAGUCGCCACGCCGCUAAUCUCAUAAGGUUUCCAAAGGCAAUCAUGUCACGAAGACUUCACGCGAGCAGAAUUGAAGGAGUCGACAAAAACGUUUGGGUGGAGUUCAGCCAGCUGGCGGCCGACUACCAAGCCGUCAACCUGGGUCAAGGCUUCCCGGACUUCGCCCCUCCAAAAUACAUUCAAGAUGCUUUCUGUGAGGCUUUACGUGGUGGCCCUUCCAUGCACCAGUACACGCGUGCUUUCGGACACCCGCGUCUGGUAAAGAGUCUGGCCAAAUUUUUCAGCAACAUAGUGGGACACCAGAUCGAUCCAAUGGAGGAUGUUCUGGUGACGGUCGGUGCUUACCAGGCGCUCUUCUGCGCUUUCCAGGCGCUAGUUGGGGAGGGAGAUGAGGUGAUCAUCGUGGAGCCUUUCUUUGACUGCUAUCAGCCCAUGGUGAAGAUGGCGGGUGGAAAGGCGGUGUAUGUUCCACUGAGGCCAGUAAGUGUGGGAGGGGAUGGCGUCCUGUCCAGCGGCGACUGGGUCCUGUCUGCCGACGAGCUUGCCUCUAAAUUCACCCCAAGCACCAAAGCCGUCGUCAUCAACACGCCCAACAACCCGCUGGGAAAGGUGUACAAGAAGGAAGAGCUGCAAGUGAUCGCCGAUUUGUGCGUCAAGCAUGACGUGCUGUGCUUCAGUGAUGAAGUGUAUGAGUGGCUCACCUAUGAUGGAGCCCAGCAUGUGAAAAUAGCCAGCCUUCCCGGCAUGUGGGAACGGACCGUCACCAUCGGGAGCGCAGGGAAGACUUUCAGUGCUACGGGAUGGAAGGUGGGCUGGGCAAUCGGCGCCGGACCGGUCAUCAAACACAUGAAGACGGUCCAUCAGAACAGUGUCUAUCAUUGCGCCACCGCCGCUCAGGAGGCCGUGGCGCGUGGCUUCGAGCAGGAAUUUGAAUUUAUGGGCAGUCCGCGUAGCUACUUCCAGCAGCUGCCGGCCAUGCUGAGUCAAAAGCGGGAGAAGUUAGCAUCUUGCUUGGAGAGCGUGGGUCUAAAACCCAUCAUGCCGGAAGGGGGAUACUUCAUGAUUACUGACAUCUCGUCUGUCAAGGUGGAUCUCAAUGACCCAAACACACAGGAGGAAUCUUACGACUUCAGAUUUGUCAAAUGGCUCAUUAAAGAAAAGGGAUUAGCAACAAUACCCGUUUCAGCAUUCUACAGUCCGGAACAUGGCAGAGACUUUGACAAAUACAUUCGGUUCUGCUUCAUCAAGGAGGAUUCCACACUGGAUGCCGCAGAGGAGAUCUUAAAAAAGUGGAGUGCUUCACGUGACGUGUGA